Adineta ricciae is the source of this 1368-nucleotide messenger RNA. The record is from the annotation of a GenBank genome assembly. NCBI's taxonomy places the organism in Eukaryota, Metazoa, Rotifera, Eurotatoria, Adinetida, Adinetidae.
AUGCUACAUAUGGCGACUAUUCAGAACAGUUCUAGUUAUUCUAUCACAUCGUCCUCAAUGACAGCUGUGAAUACCCCUUUCCUUGUAUUCUUAUACCGUUAUGGAUUGGGUCUAAUAAUUCUUUUGGGUUUCUUUGGCAAUCUCGCUAGCACCAUGCCAUUUUCACUAGCAGCAGUACGUGCUACCUCAACUGGUUGUUUGUUCUUAGUUUUGGCAGUAUUAGAUACUGUGUUUCUGUUGGCAUCGACUUUCGACUUUGUGGAAGUUGGAUUGGUUCAAGGACCCAUAUUCCUCAAUGCUUAUGAUGUUGUAUGUCGACUUCGUUCGUUUCUCAAAGGCUUUGCUUCAUUCUGUGCAGCAUGGAUCUUGUUGAUCAUCGCCAUAGACCGUUGGAUACGAGUACGGUACUCACUUAUGGCGAAUAAAUGGUGCACCCAUCGAAAUAUAGCUCUAGCCAUUUUGUCUUCUGUGACCAUCGCUACUGCACUGCAUAGUCAUAUGCUAAGUCCUCAAUUGUUUGGUAGAUUCAUGCCUGGUGUUGCAACAUCUGCAUGCGGAUCCUGGCCAUUUAUUCAAGUAAUCUUUGGCUGUCUAAUACCUCUUUCUAUUAUGCUUUUGGGUAGUUUCGAUAUUUAUCAAAACCUGCAGAAGAAUAAAUCUCGUAUCCAGCCGAAGUUUGCACGUCAAGAACGUUUGAACCGACAAAUGUUAAUCAUGAUGGCAGUAAAUGUUCUAACCUUCUUUGCUACCACACCACCAGUCAAUGUUCGUCGAAUUAUUAGUGCAUAUCAAAUGUCGUUUGCAAGUGAAAGUAAUCUUCAGAGGAUUGUGAAUGAAACGGGUGGUCUUACGGUGUUAUUAACAAUGAAUCAUGCAAGUACUUCUUCGACUUCCUCAACACCUAGCGAACAACAACGUGAUCGAAAUCCAGAUUACUCAAGAAUUUGGACAACUACUGGCAGUAUGAAUCAUGCGCGAUAUUCUCACACAGCAUCUCUUUUGACCAAUGGAAAAGUCUUAGUAGCCGGUGGUCUUAAUUCCAAUGGAGCUUUGGACAGUGCUGAACUAUAUGAUCCUUCAACGGAAAUUUGGACGACGACGGCAAAUAUGAAUUACACACGAUGGUAUGCUACAGCAUCAGUAUUAGCAAACGGAAAUGUAAUGAUAACUGGAGGAGCCAAUGAUCACGUAUUAAACACUGUGGAACUAUAUGAUCCUUCAGUGCAGACUUGGACGACUGUUCACAACAUGAACGGUGCACGACAUUUGCACACAGCGUCCGUGCUAAAAAACGAUAUGGUGAUAGUGAUUGGUGGACGAAAUUCUGAUAUAACUUUGAAUACUGCUGAGUUUUAUUCAUUAGUUUAA